CGCGGCCCAGGGGCGGCGCCGGGCAGGGGGAGCGGCGGGCAGUGAUGGCGGCGGCGCGGCAGAGGGGCCCGCGGGGCUCGGCCGUGCUGGAGCUGCCCCGCGCCCCGCGCUUGGUGUGCGUGGAGUACCCGGGGCUCGUUCGGGACGUCGGGGCCAUGCUGCGGACGCUGGGAGGAGAGCAGGGGGUGUCGCGGAUCUAUGCUGACCCUGCCAAAAGGCUGGAGCUGUAUUUCCGCCCCAAGGACCCCUAUUGCCACCCCGUGUGUGCCAACCGCUUCCCCACCUCCACCAUGCUGCUCAGGGUCAGGAGGAGCACCAAGCAGAAGCAGCAGUUGGAUGCCGAGGACCAAAUCCAGCCAGAAGUCCAGUUUGAGAUGGAGAUUCUUGGGAUUGUCAACACAGUUUACAAAUUUCAAGGAAUGUCUGACUUCCAGUACCUGGCAAUGCACUCUGGCCCUGAUGGCAAACAAACCUCCAUGUAUGACAAAGUCCUGAUGCUCAAACCAGAGAAGGAAGAAUUUUUCAAUAGGGACUUACCUCUUUAUAUCCCACCACCCAUCUUCUCACGUCUGGACACUCCUGUGGACUAUUUUUAUCGCCCAGAUAUACAGCACAGGGAGGGGUACAACAAUCCCCAGGUGUCUGGUGAGAACCUGAUUGGCCUCAGCAGGGCCCGGCGCCCACACAAUGCCAUCUUUGUCAACUUUGAUGAUGAAGAAAUCCCAACUAAACCACUGGAUGCUGCUGUACAGAACUGGAAGAAAGUGUGCACCAAUCCUGUGGAUAAAAAGGUGGAGGAAGAGCUGAGAAAGCUCUUUGAAGUGCGUCCCGUGUGGUCUCGGAAUGCAGUGAAAGCCAAUAUCAGUGUCCAUCCAGACAAGCUGAAGGUGCUGCUGCCAUAUUUGGCCUAUUACAUGUUAACAGGUCCUUGGAGAAGCUUAUGGGUUAGGUUUGGGUAUGACCCCAGAAAACACCCUGAAGCAAAGAUUUAUCAAGUGCUGGACUUCCGAAUUCGCUGUGGAAUGAAAUAUGGUUAUGCUGCUACUGACAUGCCUGUGAAAGCAAAACGCAGCACAUACAACUACAGCCUGCCCAUCACUGUCAAGAAACAAGGAAGUCACACAGUCAGUGUCCAUGACUUGAAACAGGGGCUGGGUUCAGCUGGUACAUCUGGGGCAAAAAAGCCCCCCUCCAGCAGGUAUAAGCUGAAGGAAUCCAUCUACAUUUUCCGAGAAGGAGCUUUACCCCCUUACCGACAGAUGUUCUACCAGCUCUGUGACUUAAAUGUGGAAAGCCUGCAGAAGAUCAUCCACCGGAAUGACGGUGCAGAGUCGGAAUGCACAGAGCGGGAUGGGUGGUGCCUUGCCAAGACAAGUGAUGACCUGAGGGACAGCAUGUCCCUGAUGAUAAAGCAGAUCAUCAAAUCUACCAGACCUGCUCUUUUCUCAAAUACAACAAGCAGUGAAGAUGGCAAAGAACAGCUGGCAUACGAGUCUGCAGAGGAUGAGGAUGAUGAAGAGGAGGAGGAAGAAGACUUCAAGCCUUCUGACGGGAGUGAAAAUGAAAUGGAGACAGAAAUGCUGGAUUAUAUGUGAACUCAGUGAG
Messenger RNA from Poecile atricapillus (Black-capped chickadee), 1605 nucleotides. RefSeq names its product general transcription factor IIIC subunit 5 (gene GTF3C5). Lineage: Eukaryota; Metazoa; Chordata; Aves; Passeriformes; Paridae. The record is from RefSeq and is a predicted model, not a curated record. The transcript has 11 exons. Gene Ontology annotation, biological process: transcription initiation at RNA polymerase III promoter. Gene Ontology annotation, cellular component: transcription factor TFIIIC complex. The coding region runs from base 45 to 1595 and encodes 516 amino acids.